GUCUCAAUCAAGUAUAUAAAUCUAACUUCCGGGUUAAAUUCCGAGUCAAAUGCGCAUGUGCGGACUAAAAAUCCAACGAAUGACGUCGAAGAACCGGCUCUACCUCAGUGACGUCAUGGCAUUCGGCGCCAUACCACUGGCGGUGUGUUUAAAAAAAAAAAACGUCGGGUUGGAGCGCUAUUGUGGCGAAAGUCACCUCCAGUUCGUGCAAUCUGCUCCCCAUAAGACAUUUUGUUCUGGAAAAGAGUUCAUUCCAAAAGACAGUAUGCCAUUGCAGGAUGUCUGCUUCCUCGACGUCCAGGGUUCCAUGCUGUCCAAAGGGGACAAACGGAAGUGGAGUGAGACUCAGGAGACUGAAUGCACCCCAACAGAGCUCAUACAACAGUGGUCACCUGGACACAAACCGCAACGCUCCAUGUGUAAAGGGAAAGAGAACGGCUGCAAUCACUUUGUCAUCUCCCGGCGGUCAAGAAAGAGGAAAGAAUCAUUGUCGGGGAUUUCAUGGAACAACCUUCCGGAGGAGUUGAUUCUCAGGAUCCUCUUCUUCCUCCCACUGCACGACCUCCUCAGGACAGCGGUCAUCUGCAAGCGCUGGCAUCGCCUAGCGUUUGAUGAGUCCCUGUGGCAAAGUGUAGACCUGGAGGGGAAGACCAACAUGGGUCUGGCUCUGCAGCAGGUGCUGAAGACAGGCGUGCGAAGGCUACGCUGCCCUCGCUCUUUUAUAGACAACCUGCACAUAACGGGCACAUGCACACUGCAGUUAGCUGAACUGGACCUAUCCAGCUGCAUUGUCUCUACCUCAACCCUCGAGAGCCUCCUCAGUCGCUGUCAUCUGUUGGAGUGUCUGAGUCUGGAAGGUCUGCAACUCUCUGACACCAUCAUCAGCGAUCUGGCCAAGAAUCCACGCCUUCUGCAGCUCAACCUCAGUGGAUGCUCUGACUUCUCUGCCAACACACUCGCUCACAUGCUACAGUCCUGCUCAAGAAUAGAGCAACUCAACAUAUCAUGGUGCAGUUUCGACAAUAAUCAUGUGAAGAGUGUCGUCGAUCAUGUGACCCCCAGUGUGACACAGCUCAACCUCAGCGGAUACAGGGACAGCCUCACGCUUGACGAUCUGAAGGUGUUGGUUUCAAGAUGUCCUGGCAUUCUCACUCUCGAUCUCAGUGACAGCACUCAGCUGAUGGCCGACUGCUUCCCCGUCCUCUCGGAGCUGGACCACCUGACGCACCUGUCCUUGAGCCGCUGCUACCACAUUCACAUCGCCGCCCUCACCAACCUCAGGAAAACCUUCCCAACGCUGCAUUACCUGGACGUGUUCGGUCUGCUGAACGACAGCCACCUGCCCUCGCUGAGGAAGGAAAACCCCGGCGUUUGCCUCAACUCCUGGCCUUUCUCCGCCGUCGCCCGACCCACGCCUGCGAGCGUCUCCGAUGGGGCCGCCGCCCACAGCAUGUGGAGCAGGAGGAGUCGACUGAGGUUUAAAUGAAAGAUUUUAAACUGUACGCCCAAAAAAUAAGUGAGGUUGUCAAAGCAGAAAAUGUCAAUUUAGUGUUGAGUGUUUAUGAUCGAGCGAAAGCAGGUUUUUAAAAUACUUACCGUAUUUUUCGGAGUAUAAGUCGCACCGGCCGAAAAUGCAUAAUAAAGAAGGAAAAAAACAUGUAUAAGUCGCACUGGAGUAUAAGUCGCAUUUUUGGGGGAAAUUUAUUUGAUAAAACCCAACACCAAGAAUAGACAUUUGAAAGGCAAUUUAAAAUAAAUAAAGAAUAGUGAGCAACAGGCUGAAUAAGUGUACGUUAUAUGACGCAUAAAUAACCAACUGAGAACGUGCCUGGUAUGUUAACGUAACAUAUUAUGGUAAGAGUCAUUCAAAUAACUAUAACAUAUAGAACAUGCUAUACGUUUACCAAACAAUCUGGCACUCCUAAUCGCUAAAUCCCAUGAAAUCUUAUACGUCUAGUCUCUUACGUGAAUGAGCUAAAUAAUAUUAUUUGAUAUUUUACGGUAAUGUGUUAAUUUCACACAUAAGUCGCUCCUGAGUAUAAGUCGCACUAUGAAAAAAAGUGUGACUUAUAGUCCGAAAAAUACGGUAACUUGAAUGUUUAGUUUUUUUUAAAUCACAUCAGUUCAGGAGUCUUAGCUGUGUGACGUUUCUACUCAAGCAGUGUUUGGUACGGGAAAGAGAUGAGGAUUUUUAACCUGAUGUUUUAAUCGGUGUUGACAAAGUUUAUAUUUUUGAUAUGGAGCUUUUAUCCUGGCCUAAACUUGUCAUUCCAGAUUGUUUUCACCCGACUUUAUUUUUCUACAAUAAAAUGAUUGCAGCUAAAUCGUGUGGUAGGAACCAGGUUGAUCUCUCCAAGUUCACUUCUCACGUGGUUAUCAUGCUAGAACCAAGUUUUUGUACACAUUUCCUGUUUUGUGGUUCAACUUUUGUCAAUCGAGUAAACCACUGAGUAUUAUAAC
Molecule: messenger RNA, 2460 nt
Organism: Entelurus aequoreus (snake pipefish)
Lineage: Eukaryota; Metazoa; Chordata; Actinopteri; Syngnathiformes; Syngnathidae
Gene: skp2
Product: S-phase kinase-associated protein 2, E3 ubiquitin protein ligase
Exons: 10
Coding region: 50-1486 (478 amino acids)
Molecular function (GO): protein binding
Source: RefSeq, a predicted model, not a curated record